This is a messenger RNA of Exophiala viscosa, 981 nucleotides long. RefSeq lists its product as uncharacterized. Gene Ontology annotation, biological process: fatty acid elongation. The transcript has a single exon. Bases 1 to 981 code for a protein of 326 amino acids. Gene Ontology annotation, cellular component: endoplasmic reticulum. NCBI's taxonomy places the organism in Eukaryota, Fungi, Ascomycota, Eurotiomycetes, Chaetothyriales, Herpotrichiellaceae. The record is from RefSeq and is a predicted model, not a curated record.
AUGUCUGGUUUAGACAACCUCAUCAAUAUAUCCACGUUGGAAAGAGGCCUCCAGCUGCUCGGAGCAGUCACAGCUGCAUCGACUGUGUUCAAGGUCUUAUCUCUUGCGCGAUUAUAUCUAUCGCCGUCCAGCAUCUCAGUCAAUCGCUGGAAGCAUGGCAACCCUUAUGCGCUCGUCACAGGUGCAACUGAUGGAAUCGGGUUCGGCAUAGCUGAGGCACUUGCUGCUCGAAGCUUCAACAUAAUCCUUCACGGUCGAGACAGAAACAAAUUGGAAGCUCGCCGAGCAACAUUGCAAAAGCAACAUCCAGGCCUUAGAACCGAGAUUCUUGUUUUCGAUGUCCUGAAAGACCCGUACGACGACAUUGAGAACUUGAUCUCCGGCAUAUCACAUCUAAACAUCACCAUACUGGUCAACAAUGUCGGCGGAAUACCCUUCAUGCCCGCCUACAUCAAUUUCACCGAAUUUGACUCUUCCCAAAUCGACGCUGUCAUCGACAUCAACGCUCGCUUCCUGGCACACUUCACACGAUACAUGAUGCCUAUUCUAUCCAAGAAUGGCCCGGCGCUGAUCAUGAACAUUGGAUCUGCGGCACAAAUCGGCGUGCCUGGGGCGACGAUGUAUUCAGGUACUAAGGGCUUUGUCCUCAGCUUUUCGGAAGCACUAGCCCGGGAGUGCAAGAUUUCAAAGACUCCUGUUGAUGUGCUCAACAUCAACCUAGGCGACGUGAGUAGUAAGUCGACUCCUACUCCAGUGAAGUUUGGGAAUCCCCUUGCAAAAGACUUUGGGAGAGACGUUAUCGCUCGAGUAGGAGCAGCAAUUGCAUCGGACAGAAAUACGGUCACUCCCCACAUACCGCAUGCUAUACUCUUUGGAGUCUUGAAAUCUUUACCCGAGUUUGUGAAGGUUGCUUUCAUGCGCAACAUCAUUCAGGACGCACGGGCGCUGCACAGAAAGAUAUUCAAUCUGAAGGAGGAAUGA